AUGAUGUCAAGAAAAGCUUCUAGGAAUCCUAAAUUAUAUGUUUCAGCAUUAAUAGCCACUUCAGCAAUUGCCAUAACCUAUAAACUAUAUUCCACUUAUUUCACUACAACUUCUACCACUAAUAAACAAGAUGGAAAUUGUGAAUUAGAAUUGAAAUCAAAUUCAAAUUCAAAUUCAAACUCAAAUUCAAAUUCAAAUUCAAAAAAAUUUACAAUAUCAAAACGAUAUUAUAAUAAAUCAAUUGUUAUUACUUUAUCAUCAACAUUUUUAUCAUCUAAUUUACCAUUAAAUGAUAUAUUAAUAAAUCUGGAAAAUAUGAUAUUUAUAAUCCCACCAAAUUUAAAUGAAGAUGAUUUACCUCCAAUAAUUGAACAACAACAACAACAACAACAACCUACUAAUAAUAAUAAUGUAUCAUUUUAUAAAAAUGAUAAAUCUAAUUAUAAAUUAUUAAAAUGUUCAAAUUUUCAAGGUUAUUUACAAAUUUUAAAAAAUUUAAAACCAGAUUUAUUAUUAUUAUGUAGUGAUGAUUUAGGUAUAAAUUUUAAAAAUUUACAAUCAGAUUUAUUAAAUAAUUUAAAAUUGGAUUUUAUUAAUAUUGAUCAAAAUAUUGAUGCAUUAAUUCAACUUGAAUCAAUAUUUGAUUAA
Molecule: messenger RNA, 648 nt
Organism: Candida dubliniensis CD36
Lineage: Eukaryota; Fungi; Ascomycota; Pichiomycetes; Serinales; Debaryomycetaceae
Gene: PEX22
Product: Pex22p
Exons: 1
Coding region: 1-648 (215 amino acids)
Source: RefSeq, a predicted model, not a curated record